AUGCUCCACCUGUUUCUCACCUCAAAACUGCAGGGUUCCGUGUAUAAACGAAUCAAUCCUGCCACAGAAAUACCUAAAUCUGUCAACCAGCGAAACUUCUGGCAACAACAACAACAAUCUGGUCCGAACGUAACGGCUCCUCCGAAAGCAAAAAAACCAUUGGGUUGGGUGAAACCUGUAUGCACCGCGGUCGAUAACGGGGAUUCGAUCCAAGCUCGGUCACGAGCUCUGAAGGAAGCGCGACAGGCCGAAGUGGCAUCCGUGAUUCAAAGUCGACUGAAAUCACGUGCGUCGUUUGAACAGACAAACGGUGAUUCAUCUAGCUCCUACAAGAAAAUCGACCCUCGUGCCGACAUUAUGCUGGCCCGUCAGUUGUCCAAAACUUCCUGUGAUGAUGAACAAAACGAACCAGUUGUCACAUCUCAGAUAAAGAGGCAAAUCGAUGGUGUCGCUAUGGGCAGCCCGCUAGGCCCGGUCCUGGCAGAAUUGUUCAUGGCACAUCUGGAAGAAAAAGGAACUACUAUUCUCUGGCGCGUUAUCCUGUACAAAAGAUACGUCGACGACACUGUGGUUAUAACAGAAAUCUUAGAAGAACCUAUGAUAAUUAUGGAUGAAGUCAACAGACUACAUCCAAAUAUACACUUCACAAUGGAAUCUGAAUCGAACAACAAACUCAAUUUCCUUGACAUUACAACCAGAAGGGAAGAUGGAGCUCAAUCCGUUUAUCGAAAGGAAACCUGGGCAGGCCAGUAUUUACACUUCGAGAACUUUAUGCCCCUGGAGUAUAAACGUGGUCUUGUUCGGACCUUAUUUGACAGAACGAGGCUAAUCCGCAAGGAAGACAGAAUUGAACAGGAACUGCAAAACCUCCGGGAGUUUUUAGCAAAAAACGCUUACCCCGAAGCGUUUGUUACUAAGCCUAGUAAACCGAGAAUUGCGAAGAAACCGAUUGCGUCAGCUCCCGAAUUCCGGGUCACGUUGUACCUUCAAUUCAAAGGUGAGCCGCGUGCAUUACAAACAACUGAGGGUACCACAUGGCAACGGCUCGAUGCGAAAGCAGAGAUUAUGGCAGCCAAACGCGCUCCAAUCAAAGGCUGGCAGCCGGAUCCAUCUAUCAAAGUGGGAACAAACUAUGAACGUCCGGAUUUUCAGUCGGAAAUUCGUGCUGCCCGUGCCAAUCGAACGAAUCAUACCGGACCGGUUGAAACAUCCUCGAACCAUGUUAGUCCUAACGUGCUCUCAGAUGACUGA
Molecule: messenger RNA, 1251 nt
Organism: Echinostoma caproni
Lineage: Eukaryota; Metazoa; Platyhelminthes; Trematoda; Plagiorchiida; Echinostomatidae
Source: the annotation of a GenBank genome assembly